This is a messenger RNA of Rhineura floridana, 5301 nucleotides long. RefSeq names its product ATPase plasma membrane Ca2+ transporting 1 (gene ATP2B1). Gene Ontology annotation, molecular function: ATP hydrolysis activity; PDZ domain binding; ATP binding. The record is from RefSeq and is a predicted model, not a curated record. The transcript has 21 exons. Gene Ontology annotation, biological process: regulation of cytosolic calcium ion concentration; calcium ion transmembrane transport. Gene Ontology annotation, cellular component: intracellular membrane-bounded organelle; membrane. Bases 499 to 4161 code for a protein of 1220 amino acids. NCBI's taxonomy places the organism in Eukaryota, Metazoa, Chordata, Lepidosauria, Squamata, Rhineuridae.
GGGCCUGCCUGCGUUCUCUCCUUCUUCCCCUUGGUGGGCCACGGGGAACCCACGCCGGCCGCCUGGAAGCGAGGCGCAGUGUGACCUUGAGGGCAGCCCGGGGGAACGCUGCCAGCCAACUCCAGCUGCCCAACUCCCCUCCCGGUCUCCCCGCUGGUACCUGGGCAGGGAAAGAGUCCGCUCCUGAGCGCUUUUCAUGUCUCGGUCUACAUUUAUUUCUCCGCCCGCCAACGUGCUGUUCCUCUUAGAAUGGGCCGCCGGACGCCCGUUAGAUUAAGAUUAUAUUCCCUUGUCAUCUGGAUUGGAAUGAAGGAACCAACAAUGGGAUUGCACUCAAAAUAACAUUCCUGGAAAAGGUGUCUAAUGGCUUUUUUCUUUUUUGGUGGCUUAUAUCCACUCUUUUGAUGGUUUUCAUAUCUGAAGGAUUUUCUUUUGGAAAUAUUUCAAAGAAAAAUAUUGUUCCUCGGAAAUAACUUCCUCCUCCGAACACUGUACGUCAUGGGAGACAUGGCUAAUAACUCGGUAGCAUACAGUGGUGUAAAAUAUACUAUAAAAGAUUCUGGUCAUGGAGACUUUGGCAUCACACUUGAAGAGCUUCGUGACCUUAUGGAAUUGCGUGCUGCAGAUGCUUUGCAUAAAAUACAAGAAUGCUAUGGAGAUGCUCACGGAAUCUGUACAAGAUUGAAAACUUCUCCAAAUGAAGGCUUGAGUGGAAACCCAGCAGAUAUAGAGAGGAGAUCAGCUGUGUUUGGGAAGAACUUUAUACCUCCUAAAAAGCCAAAAACAUUUCUUCAAUUAGUAUGGGAAGCACUACAGGAUGUUACAUUAAUUAUAUUAGAAAUUGCAGCCAUAGUAUCACUGGGCCUUUCUUUUUACCAACCACCCGGAGGGAAUGAAGCAUUAUGUGGAACAGUAGCAAUGGGUGGUGAAGAAGAAGAAGAAGGUGAAACGGGCUGGAUUGAAGGAGCUGCAAUUCUCCUGUCUGUCGUUUGCGUCGUAUUAGUUACAGCUUUCAAUGACUGGAGUAAAGAGAAACAAUUUAGGGGAUUGCAAAGCCGCAUUGAACAAGAGCAGAAGUUUACUGUCAUCAGGGCUGGCCAAGUCAUCCAGAUACCUAUAGCUGACAUAGUUGUUGGUGAUAUUGCACAAGUAAAAUAUGGUGACCUUUUACCGGCAGAUGGUGUACUUAUACAAGGAAAUGAUCUUAAAAUUGAUGAAAGUUCACUGACUGGAGAAUCUGAUCAUGUUAAGAAAAUGUUGGAUCGAGAUCCUAUGUUGCUUUCAGGUACUCAUGUAAUGGAAGGUUCUGGAAGAAUAGUAGUUACUGCUGUAGGCAUAAACUCGCAGACUGGAAUUAUCUUUACCUUGCUUGGUGCUGGAGGUGAUGAUGAAGAAGAAAAGAAGGAAAAAGAGAAAAAGGACAAGAAAAGUAAAAAACAAGAUGGGGCUAUUGAAAAUCGUAACAAAGCAAAAGCUCAGGAUGGUGCAGCCAUGGAAAUGCAGCCCCUAAAAAGUGAAGAUGGUGGUGAUGGAGAUGACAAAAAAAGAAACAAUAUGCCCAAGAAAGAAAAAUCAGUUCUGCAAGGAAAGCUCACAAAGCUAGCAGUUCAGAUUGGCAAAGCAGGAUUGCUGAUGUCUGCAGUCACAGUCAUCAUUCUUGUAUUGUAUUUUGUAAUUGAUACCUUCUGGGUCCAGAAACGUCUUUGGCUUGCUGAAUGUACACCAAUAUACAUUCAGUACUUUGUGAAGUUCUUUAUCAUUGGUGUUACUGUCCUGGUUGUGGCAGUUCCAGAGGGUCUUCCACUUGCAGUAACAAUCUCACUGGCUUAUUCUGUCAAGAAAAUGAUGAAAGAUAAUAACUUGGUCAGACAUCUGGAUGCUUGUGAAACUAUGGGAAAUGCAACGGCCAUUUGCUCAGAUAAAACAGGAACACUGACAAUGAACAGAAUGACAGUAGUCCAAGCAUACAUCAAUGAAAACCAUUAUAAAAAAAUUCCUGAGCCACAAGCUAUUCCUGAAAAAACGUUGUCAUACCUUGUAACAGGAAUCUCUGUAAAUUCUGCUUACACUUCCAAAAUCCUGCCUCCUGAAAAGGAAGGUGGCCUGCCCCGCCAUGUUGGUAAUAAAACUGAAUGUGCUUUAUUGGGACUACUUCUGGAUUUGAAACAAGAUUAUCAGGAUGUUAGAAAUGAAAUACCAGAAGAGGCACUCUACAAAGUCUACACCUUCAACUCUGUUAGAAAAUCCAUGAGUACUGUGUUAAAGAACUCUGACGGCAGUUUCCGGAUAUUCAGCAAGGGUGCCUCAGAGAUAGUACUUAAAAAGUGCUUCAAGAUACUGAGUGCUAAUGGUGAACCAAAAGUAUUCAGGCCAAGGGACCGUGAUAACAUUGUAAAAACUGUGAUUGAGCCUAUGGCCUCAGAAGGACUCAGAACCAUAUGUCUAGCAUUCAGAGACUUCCCAGCAGGAGAACCUGAGCCAGAAUGGGAUAAUGAAAAUGACAUUGUCACUGGUCUUACAUGUAUCGCUGUUGUGGGCAUUGAAGACCCUGUGAGGCCUGAGGUACCAGAUGCAAUUAAAAAAUGCCAGCGUGCUGGUAUUACUGUGCGUAUGGUUACUGGUGAUAAUAUCAACACUGCCCGCGCUAUUGCUUUAAAAUGUGGCAUUUUACAUCCUGGUGAAGAUUUUUUAUGCCUAGAAGGGAAAGAAUUCAACCGACGAAUACGUAAUGAAAAAGGAGAGAUAGAACAAGAACGAAUAGACAAAAUGUGGCCCAAGCUCCGUGUACUUGCCAGGUCUUCCCCUACUGACAAACACACUCUGGUAAAAGGUAUAAUAGACAGCACAGUUUCAGAACAGAGGCAAGUUGUAGCAGUGACUGGCGAUGGUACCAAUGAUGGUCCAGCACUGAAAAAAGCAGAUGUUGGCUUUGCUAUGGGUAUUGCUGGAACUGAUGUAGCUAAAGAAGCUUCCGAUAUUAUUCUUACAGAUGACAACUUCACAAGCAUUGUUAAAGCAGUUAUGUGGGGAAGAAAUGUGUAUGACAGUAUCUCCAAAUUCCUUCAGUUCCAGCUUACUGUCAAUGUAGUGGCAGUAAUUGUUGCUUUCACAGGAGCAUGUAUUACACAAGAUUCUCCAUUGAAAGCUGUUCAGAUGUUAUGGGUGAAUCUCAUAAUGGACACUUUGGCUUCACUUGCUUUGGCAACGGAACCACCCACAGAAGCCCUCUUGCUGAGAAAGCCUUAUGGUAGAAAUAAACCUCUCAUCUCACGCACAAUGAUGAAGAAUAUUCUGGGCCAUGCUUUCUAUCAGCUUGUGGUUGUCUUUACACUCCUGUUUGCUGGCGAAAAAAUCUUUGACAUUGAUAGUGGAAGAAAUGCACCUCUUCAUGCUCCUCCUUCAGAGCACUAUACUAUUGUAUUUAACACAUUUGUUAUGAUGCAGCUUUUUAAUGAAAUAAAUGCCCGAAAAAUCCAUGGUGAAAGGAAUGUAUUUGAAGGAAUUUUCAAUAAUGCUAUAUUCUGUACCAUAGUUCUUGGCACAUUUGUUGUACAGAUAGUUAUUGUGCAGUUUGGAGGAAAGCCUUUCAGUUGUUCAGAGCUCACAGUGGAACAAUGGCUCUGGACAGUUUUUCUAGGAAUGGGCACACUUCUUUGGGGCCAGUUGAUAUCAACAGUUCCAACCAGCCAUCUGAAAUUCCUUAAAGAAGCUGGCCAUGGAACCCAGAAGGAAGAGAUUCCAGAAGAAGAGUUGGCAGAAGAUGUAGAAGAGAUUGAUCACGCUGAAAGAGAACUACGGCGUGGUCAGAUCUUGUGGUUUAGGGGCCUAAACAGGAUACAAACUCAGAUCCGAGUGGUGAAUGCAUUUCGUAGUUCCUUAUAUGAAGGAUUAGAAAAACCUGAGACACGAAGUUCAAUCCACAAUUUUAUGACGCAUCCGGAGUUUAGAAUAGAAGAUUCUGAGACUCAUAUUCCCCUUAUUGAUGAUACCGAUGCUGAAGAUGAUGCUCCAACAAAACGCAACUCAACUCCUCUUCCACCCUCUCCCAAUAAAAAUAACAAUGCGAGUGACAGUGGAAUUCAUCUUACAACAGACUUGAACAAGUCUGCUACCUCUUCAUCCCCAGGGAGCCCGCUACAUAGUUUGGAAACAUCACUCUGAUUGUAAGCCGAAUGUUAAUACAUUAGCUGCAUUGUAAAGAAACAAAAUGAAACUGGGUCUUUUCACUCAUUGUGAUGGGCAAGAUGGUAUUCUUGUCUUGGACUUCAACAAGAAGAAAUACUUGUACGAAUGUAGAUUUAUUUUUUUAAAAAAAGCUUUCUGCCAGACUUGAGGGUGCUUUUUGGGGAUGGGAAUAAUAAUGAACUGUGACAGAUAAACAGUAAGUUGGCUGAAGUGCCCUGUGGAUCAUCAACUGUACUUAAAAAUGGCCCUUAAGAAUGUCUUAGGAGGGCUUUAGUGUCUUGUUCCUUUUUGAGGAGAGGUCUGGAAAGGGUAAGAGAGCUCUGGAUCACUGAACUGAUGAUGAUUUUUCAUUUCUGCUGUUGGCUGUUAAUAAUUUGAAUUAUUUAUGUUUAUAAAUGAUACAGAUCUGUUUACAAGGUUUGUAGAUACUUUUUUGUUCCUGUUCAUAGAUGGGAAGCUUCCUUAUAAAUGAUGCAGAAAAUAUUAGUCCAUCAAAUACUGCUGUAUUUUCAGGAAAGGGUGUUUCUAUUGAAACUGUACUAAAUUUUUGCCUGCAACUUAACUUGUUAAAUAUUGUAGAUAAAAUUGCUACUAUUAAUAGCCAAAUAGGUAACACUAAUGCUUUGUAAAACAACAACAACAACCCUGAGCAGUAGUGGUCUAAUGAAGUUACGGCCUCUGUCCUAAUUAGUUUCUUAAACAUUUACUACUUAAUAGUUUUGAAACAACUGUAAAAAUUUUAAAAAUUGAGAAACUUAAUGAAUAAUUUCUGUUCUGAAUUUAGUAGAGGAUUGUUUAAUGCAGGACGAUGUGAUGGAACUUGCUACAAAUUCUUUUGUUAUCUCAGGCAAAAUGGAUUAAAUCAAAAUACAUCAGAACCUUAGUCCUUUUUGUUUUUGUCUAAACACAGUAGCUUAGUGCUGUCUUGGUGAACUGUGAGUGGAGCUGUUUAUUUUUUCUGAUCUUUAGUAUCCUUACAGCAUGAGGGCUGCUGGCAUUUGGAAAGUCAUGAAUAGGUAGUAUUCAUGUUUUCUUUUUGUUUUGAAAUUCAUUUGUAAAAAAAUAUAAAUAAAUUGCCCCUUUUGUUAAAAUAAAUAUGCAGCAAUUCUUUUUUUA